Molecule: messenger RNA, 1298 nt
Organism: Dendronephthya gigantea
Lineage: Eukaryota; Metazoa; Cnidaria; Anthozoa; Malacalcyonacea; Nephtheidae
Exons: 6
Coding region: 71-1165 (364 amino acids)
Source: RefSeq, a predicted model, not a curated record
UAUAACGUAGAAAUUGGUGGAGUUUUACUUCGUUUUAUUGUAGUAUAUCGGACUUGGUUCUCUGUGUGCGAUGUCAAAGCUACCGCCGUUAACAAACUUGCCUUCUUGGUCACGGAGCUCUUUAGAAAGACGGAAAGUUCAGAGGUCUAUCACGAAAGAUCCUGUCGUUUCUUCGAGCAGAAAUCAAACUGAAAACCCUCCGGCGAUCCGCAGAGAUAGUGGAUUAAAGUUAUCUCAUUCUGCGAAGACAGCAACGAAUAGGAUCGUGUCUGCGCCUUCUUCGCCUCAAGAAAAAGCAAGAUCUCGAAGAGAGACGCAGUUGCAGAAUAAUCUCACCUUUUUACAAGAACAACAUCAAGAAACUCUCACGAAAUUACAUGAGGAAAUUGAGAAACUAAAAAGCGAAAACAAAGAAUUAAAUUUCAAGUUAAUUGUGACAAGUGAAAAUUCUACUCCUUCAUCAGCAUCAGGGUCAAAAUCAAGAGCAAGUGGUAGUUACUACAGAAGCAAAAUUAGACGACUUGAAAACGAUAUCAAAAACAUAAAACUAUCUUUGAUUGAAGCUCAGAAACAAAACCUUGAUUUAUCCAAACGUUUAAACGAAAGGGAAUUAUCGGGAAAACGCUAUAAAACUCUGCCGCCAGUCUCGAGUCUCACAAAUGCAAAGCUUAAAGGCAGCGAAAGUACACAGCAAGAUGUGAAGGCGGCUUCCACCUCAAAUAGCGGACCCAAUUUAGCAAGUCGUGAGAGCAUAGAUCAGAAUAUAAACCAUCUCAACUUGUUCAGUCCUGGAAAAACAACCGUACUUCAGGUAACGUUUGGUAAGAAAGGUGAAAUAUAUGUUCAACCUCCCACUGGAACGCAGUCUAGAUCACCAACGAUGUCUGAAUGCAAGGAUAUCAUACAUUAUCUUGAGGAUACUAACAAAAGACAAGGCCAAGAGCUAAUCAAAUUAAGAGAAGAAAAGAAGGAAGGAAAUUACACUACAAAAUUUUCACCAGAUACUUACCUCGUUACAAAAACGCUGAACGGACGAGCCCACUAUGACCAGAAUAGCGUUAUUCUCCCUGCUCUUCGUCCUGCGGGUUCAGGAAAUGUGGCGGAACGUCGUCGUGGACAGCAAGCUGUGCUCCGAGGUCGCGGCAAGAGAGAUAUGAACUGUUAGGAACAAUGUAGAACAACAUAUGAUAAUUGUGAUCACACAAUGUACUUUAUGAAAACUUGUAUAUACACAAGUGUAGUAUAGUCAAAAUUGGCAAGAUAUUAAAACUUUUACUUGAAAAUCUUGAUUUAUCUUU